UUUAUGUCCAUGACGGCGAGGACUUCUCUUGCCGAAACACCAUGGAUCGUAGGAUGAUGUUUAUCGGCAUUGGUUCCCAGAAUUCGACUCAGGAAUCCAGAAAGAAUCAAGCAGACUUCAUACUCACUCGCGUGACAGCUCUGGAAAUGGAAUUUAUCUUGAUGAACGCAAAUGCUCAAACGGUCUCUAGAGCCCUCGCUGCCCAAAGAGGGAGAGCUACAAUCUAGAAUGCCAAAGACAAAACUAUUCUUUUUCGCGGUUCGAUGAAGGCAUAUUCGCUUGCGUCGCCGCAAGGCCACAAUCUAAUCGAGCGGUGUGCAGAGUAAUCGCGUGGCACCAUCACAAGCCAUAAGACUAAGCAGACGUAAAUCCCGGUGUUAUAAAUGGCGUCUACUGUCGAGUUCGAGGUUUUCUGGCGAUGGCGGCUAGCUCCAGCAGCGAAGACGUCGACGAAGUACCCAGUAGCGAUGAUAAGGGUGAAAUUGCGGAGUAUGUGCACAAAGGAAACGAUCUUUACAGGCGGGGAAAGUACAAUGAGGCAAUAUGCGCUUACUCCAAGGUCUACCAAAAAGGUGUGCCGCACUCUGGGAUACUUCUCUCGAAUCGGUGUGCUGCUUAUUGUAAGUUUAACGAGUAUCUGAGAAGAGUUCCUGCUUCUGUCUCUGAAGAGAAUGCACUGUAUGGGAGAGAUCCCAUGGAGCUUGCUCAACUGGCACUAAAAGACGCGGAAAAACUUAUGAAACUCUCCCGCGACUGGCCAAAGUCUUAUCUACGUAAAGGAUCAGCAUUGCUUCUGUUGGAGCAAUAUGAAGAAGCAAGAGCAACUUUUCUUUCGGGCCUUAAGCUGGAUCCGAAAAAUGUGCCUCUGUUGAUGGCUCUGAGCCGAUUGGUCUGCGAGGAAGGCACUGGCACGAGUGCUGAAUCUGGUGCUCCAAAAAGAUUGAAGCUGCAACGGUGCGACGAUUUUGACUGUACUUUGUGUCUGAAACUACUCUACAACCCUGUCACUACCCCUUGCGGCCAUUCAUUUUGUCGGGCUUGCCUGCUACAAGCACUGGACCAUGGCAACAAGUGUCCUAUGUGUCGUACCGUUCUCUUCGUGAAUCCUAAAACGUACCCAGUUAGUGUCACCUUGAACAAUGUCAUUCAGCGGAAUUUUGCCGAGGAGUACCAAGACCGAAAAGCUGAAGUCGAUGGCAUGACUCUUGCUGGUAACGAGAUCUUGCCAUUGUUCGUGAUGGACUUCGUUGUUCCUUUUGAAAAGAUGUGCCUCAACAUUUUCGAACCGCGGUACAGAUUGAUGGUACGAAGAAUUAUGGAAGGAAAUCACCGAAUGGGAAUGGUGGGAGUAGAUCCACAAACCGGAACUAUAGCAGAUGUUUGUUGCGAGGUCGAAAUAUGCGAGUGUGACCCGCUGCCAGAUGGAAGAUUUCUCCUACAGGUGGAAGGAAGGCGUCGAUGCCAUAUAACUAAAAGCUGGGAACAAGACGGUUACCGAGUGGGCCAAGUCCAAAGCUUUCAAGACAAACUGCCUCCAAAUGGCUCCGAAGAAAACGAAGAGCUCGUUGAAAUGGCAAAAACCGCUCGAGAGAUGGCGACUUCUUUGAUUUCUCACAUCCAAACGGCAGAUCAUCACUCUCGAGUCACAGAGCUACUGCUACGUGCGGAAGGGAUGCCUGAUAUAUCGGACGUAGAACGCUUCAGUUUUUGGGUAACCAAUCUUGUGAGCAUCAGAUCGUCCGAGAAACUGGAGCUAUUGCGUCUCACCAACACACAGACUCGCCUUGCUCGUGGCAUUUCGCGACUGCGAGCAAUAGGAAACCAAGGAGGGUGUCGUGUCCAGUAGAAGUUCAAAGGAAAAAUCACAAAAAAAGUUACCUCUAUAAAGAUCCAAACGUUAGGUUCCUGGAUUUUGCAUGGAUCUAUUAUGGAGCCGUGCUGUGUUGCGGAGCGAUAUCUUGCCGGUAAGCUAGAAGAAGCUCUAGCCGAUCUAGCGCAGUACCAAAUGGUACUCUUCGCAAUAAGCAGCACUAGCGAUGCCUGGAGCUUGCUAGUUUAUCGCCAA
Molecule: messenger RNA, 2065 nt
Organism: Selaginella moellendorffii
Lineage: Eukaryota; Viridiplantae; Streptophyta; Lycopodiopsida; Selaginellales; Selaginellaceae
Product: LON peptidase N-terminal domain and RING finger protein 1-like
Exons: 19
Coding region: 419-1846 (475 amino acids)
Molecular function (GO): protein binding
Source: RefSeq, a predicted model, not a curated record